This is a messenger RNA of Mercenaria mercenaria, 10437 nucleotides long. RefSeq names its product F-box/WD repeat-containing protein 8-like. Gene Ontology annotation, cellular component: preribosome, large subunit precursor. NCBI's taxonomy places the organism in Eukaryota, Metazoa, Mollusca, Bivalvia, Venerida, Veneridae. The transcript is spliced from 11 exons. The coding region runs from base 87 to 2018 and encodes 643 amino acids. Gene Ontology annotation, molecular function: protein binding. The record is from RefSeq and is a predicted model, not a curated record.
UAUCGAUUGGCAGGUUAAAAUUAUGAAUAUGCCAAAAUCUUGCGAAUUUAGACGUUUUUUGUACGUUUUUCACCCAACGUAGUAUCAUGACUGACGGAGAACAACUUGAGAUAUUCAGGAAGCAAUGGAGGAAGGAGCUGGAACCUGAUAAAACUAAGGAAAAGUCUUUCCAAAACAGUGAAAAUGGCCGAGCACCGACUUGCACGAACUUAGAAACGUGCAAGGACCAAUGCAAAAAUGAAAAAUACAGAAAUAAACAACAUAAAUUUUCAUCCAGAAUUGUUGACAGUAAUGAGAAAACAAAAUGCUGUGAAGGCAGUGCAAAUGAAAAUUAUAACAUGAAAAACUGUCGCGUCUCCCUAGUAAGAAAGAAUAAUAAAAGGUUAAAGCUUUCGAAGCUUGAAGAUAUAUUUGUUGAAAAGGCAUAUGGUGAAGUUCCAAAUGAAAGACUUCUGGACAAGCUUAUUUCAGAUAUAGAUGAAAUUACCGAGAUUCCAUUCUUUGACAUCAGCUUACCGAGAGAAGUUGCUGUCAAGAUCUUCCAAUACCUCAGUAUAAAGGAUUUAUGCAGCUGUGCUCAGGUGAGUAAGAGCUGGUGUAGCCUAGCUGAAGAUGAGUUAUUGUGGUGUAGACUGUGUCACAGACUUGGACACGAGAAAAUUUUCACGACACAAGAGAAGGAUAACUGGAAGCAGAUUGUCAGACAUAAUGUGGAGAGGCAGAGGACUCUAAUAUCAAACUGGAAGAAUAGGACCGGCAAAUUGCUGCCCCUGGAGUAUGUAAAGGGGAAGAUUCUUAGUGCUGUUCAUUCACAUGGUGAUAUCGUGGUUGCAGGGUACACAUCAGGUGAGGUAAAGCUUUGGAACCUGUCUGAUGGGGGUAGUUGCAUUUUUCAGCCCUCAUCUACCUCUUUAAUUCUUGAUGUCAAUGCAGAUGGACUUCAGCAGAACAUUGUCAACCAAGUUUAUACCUCGGAAGACAUUACUGUAGCUGCAUAUAGUCAGGGUAAUGUGGAUAUCUGGAGCUUGCACUUAGGUACCCAGCCGUUUCAGACAUAUACCCCAACAACUGGGAACCAGUAUAGCCCAAGUAUUUCUCUGUCUGCUGAUGGGACUGCUAUUGCUGCUUCUUAUGGCCCGUACAUUGAUGUUCUUCAUCGGGAGGAGAAGGAGGAAGAAUUUAACCUUAUGCAGCAUUUGGAUUGUGGCAACACAAUCAACAAUAUGAUGUUGUAUAAUGGAGACUGUGAUAUUCCUGCUGUGAUAUUCUCUAAAGCAUUCUCAGUACAUUUGUAUCAGCCGCAGUUACUGGGAACCAGUCAUGAUAGUCAUGUGACUGAAUGUAUGACUGAGAUACACAAUAUGAUUGGUGCUCCAGUGGAUAUUGUAGAUUAUAAAACUGACCAAUCAGUGCUAGGAGUUGCACUUGGUUCUUAUAGUGGAUUAAUGGAUGGCUACAAGGUGAAAGUGUAUGACAUUACGACAGCAAGACUGUUACAAACCUUAGAGGGUCACACUUGGAAGAUUACAUGUAUGAACCUUCAGGACAGCCCACCACAUCAGUUAGUUACUGGCUCAGGCGAUAGAAAGAUAAGGAUCUAUGACUUUAGAAGUAGCCAGCCGGAGCAGAUUUUGAUAGGAAACUCAUUUAGAGUAUCUUGCAUACAGAUGGACAAUUGGAAGGUUGUCUCAGGUUCAGAUGAUGGAUUCCUGCGUGUUUGGGACAGAAGAAUGAAAGCUAAACUCUGGGAACUACAUAACAGACACCCUGUUAGGUAUAGUCAUUUCAAUGACAAGACACUCAUUGUUGCCAAUAUUUCCUCCAAUAAGUUCCCAGAGGUGGAUGAUUUUGACAACAUGACGCAUCGGAGGUUCAGAGGCACAUUGAAUGUAUACAACUUCCUUGAAGAUCUCACUACCAAAGAUGUUCCGGAGAUUUGCUUAUCCUCCUAUGAUCAGCCGGAUGCUUCUAAAUACAACAUAUCCUUAGCAGUGCCUUAUGAUACCCUAAGUUACUGACAUAGUGACUUAAAAUACAUUUAUUGUGAAAUAGUGUGCUACUGCUCAAGGCUCAUGUCUUAAAAAUGGCUUUUGACGUGGUGUUUUUACAUGGGUAGACAACAUGUAUUUGACUUGAGUACAAUCAUUUAACUCUGUACAAGAAAUUCAGGCUUGUGUCUAGGUAGGUUGCAGAAAAACUUGCUAGACAGUGAUUGAGCAAGAAGACAAUGAAAACGUCCCCUAGACAGCUGGAUUUUACAAGCAGACUCUGGUGUCAUGGCUUUAUGGAAAGAAUUAUACAGCUGUGACUGCUGCUUCGGUGAAAGCUUUGUUCAAUUUUUUAUGACAAUGUACAUCGAAGGAAAGAAAAAUACCCUGAUACAGACUGGAAAACUCCUCACAUUGAUGGAUAUUCAAGAGAUGUUGGAUGGGAAGUCUAAGAAAGAAAGUUCAGGUCACUGGUAAAAUAUUGCAAAAUGGAAAAAUACCUUAUUUUACGUGUUCAGACAUAGUAGAAGCUGUUAUAUUUAAGGACAAAGUUUUCCCAUUUUCACAAGAAGUUCAUUAUGUUUGCAGUGAUAAUUUUUAUGUGUCACAUCUUUCAGCCAAGAUUUUUAUCCGUCACUUUGUGCUUUUUUUUAGCUCACCUGUAGGUGAGCUUUUGUGCUCACCCUUCGUCCGUCGUCAGUCGUCAGUCCAUCCGUUCGUGCAUCAACAAUUUCUUGUCUGCACGAUAGUAGUUUCAUUUAUGAUUUUAUUUUAACCAAACUUGCACACAACUUGUAUCACCAUAAGAUCUCGGUUCCUUUCUUGAACUGGCCAGAUUCCAAUAUGGGUUCCAGAGUUAUGGCCCCUUAAAAGGGCCAGAAUUAGCUAUUUUGACCUUGUCUGCACAAUAGCAGCUUCAUUUAUGAUUUUAUUAGCUCACCUGUCACAUAGUGACAAGGUGAGCUUUUAUGAUCACCCUUCAUCCGUCGUCCGCCGUCAGUCCGUCCGUCCGUGCGUCAACAAUUUCUUGUCUGCACGAUAGUGGUUUCAUUUAUGAUUUUAUUUUAACCAAACUUGCACACAACUUGUAUCACCAUAAGAUCUCGGUUCCUUUCUUGAACUGGCCAGAUCCCAUUAUGGGUUCCAGAGUUAUGGCCCCUGAAAGGGCCAAAAUCAGCUAUUUUGACCUUGUCUGCACAAUAGCAGCUUUAUUUAUAAAUUGAUUUUUACAAAACUGGCACACAAUUUGUAUCACCAUAAGAUCUUGAUUGCUUUCUUGAACUGGCCAGAUUCCUAUAUGGGUUCCAGAGUUAUGGCCCCUUGAAAGGGCCGGAAUUAGCUAUUUUGACCUUGUCUGCACAAUAGCAGCUUCAUUUAUGAUUUUAUUUUAACCAAACUUGCACACAACUUGUAUCACCAUAAGAUCUUGGUUCCUUUCUUCAACUGGCGAAAUUCCAUUAUGGGUUUCAGAGUUAUGGCCCCUGAAAGGGCCAGAAUUAGCUAUUUUGACCUUGUCUGCACAAUAGCAGCUUCAUUUAUGAUUUGAAUUUAAUCAAACUUGCACAAAACUUGUCACCAUAAGAUCUUGGUUCCUUUUUUAAACCGGCAAGAUCCCUUAAUGGGUUCCAGAGUUAUGGCCCCUGAAAGGGCCAAAAUUAGCUAUUUUGACCUUGUCUGCACAAUAGCAGCUUCAUUUUUGAUUUGAUUUUAACCAAACUUGCACACAACUUGUAUUACCAAAAGAUCUUGGUUCCUUUCUUGAACUGGCCAGAUUCCAUCAUGGGUUCGCAAGUUAUGGCACCUUAAAGGUCCAAAAUUGGCUAUUUCGGCUUUUGCAGCCAUAUACAAACUUCCAAAAUAUCUUAACAACAAUAAAUCUUGGAUUCCAUGACAAAUCAGAUCCAAUCGUAGGUUCCAGAGUUAUUUUAUAUCUGAUUACCUCCCCUGAUUGUUAUCAAAAUGGAUUUAUAUCAGUAAGUACUUAUAGGACUUAUUUGAAAUUUAAUUAUUGUCUUUAGUUGGACUGAGCCAAUCAGGGUAGAUAACUAUGGACUGAUUUUAUUGCAAAUUACCUCCCUUUAUUUCAAAUUAAAAUGGGUAUAUCUCCAUAACUAAUGAAGAUACUGAUCUGAAAUUUCAUUUAUGUCAACAGAUUUAUUGGGCAGAUCCUUCUUUUGUUCACUUACAAUCAUUUUUUUUUAAUUACUUCCCUUUUACAUUACUAUAAAUAGUUUAUUUUUAGUAACUUUUUUAUUAUGGGCCGUAGGGAAAAACCGAGACCACUUUUCUGUGGUACAACAUGGAUGUUACCUCCAAUUUUUAGGUGUAUUUUGACAUAUCUGUACCUUGUAAGAAUUUUUUUUUCUUUUUGGUUAAAUUUCUUCCCUUUGUUGUUCCUGUCCUUUGGACUUAGAUAUUUUUUCUGAGGACCUUCUUGUCCUCAAGUGCAAUGAUAACAGGUGAGCGAUAUAGGGCUAUCAUGGCCCUCUUGUUUACAUUGCAGCUUUUCCUAUUUUUUUUCUGACAUUCUUGUUGACUUUCUUAGGAAGAAAGUUUUCAAGUUUCCAAUUUUUGUUUGCUUCCUAUCCUUGAUGUCUUCAAAGAAAUUAGGAUGUCACUUGUUGAUUGUGAAAGACUGCUGUUGAUACAGCCCCUCUGACCAAAUUAAACUUGCAGGAAAACUUUGUCCUUAUCUAAAAGUAUCAAAAUGUGUCAUUUUUAGCUCACCUGUCACAUAGUGACAAGGUGAGCUUUUGUGAUCACCCUUUGUCCAUCGUCCGUUGUCAGUCCGUCCGUGCAUCUCGUGCGUCAACAAUUUCUUGUCUACACGAUAGUGGUUUCAUUUAUGAUUUUAUUUUAACCAAACUUGCACACAACUUGUAUCACCAUAAGAUCUCGAUUCCUUUCUUGAACUGGCCAGAUCCCAUUACAGGUUCCAGAGUAAUGGCCCCUGAAAGGGCCAAAAUUAGCUAUUUUGACCUUGUCUGCACAAUAGCAGCUUUUUUUAUAAUUUUAUUUUAACCAAACUGGCACACAACUUGUAUCACCAUAAGAUCUUGGUUCCUUUCUUGAACUGGUCAGAUUCCAUUAUGGGUUCCAGAGUUAUGGCCCCUGAAAGGGCCAGAAUUAGCUAUUUUGACCUUGUCUGCACAAUAGCAGCUUCAUUUAUGAUUUUAUUUUAACCAAACUUGCACACAACUUGUAUCACCAUAUGAUCUUGGUUCCUUUCUUGAACUGGCCAGAUUCCAUUAUGGGUUCCAGAGUGAUGGCCCUUGAAAGGGCCAAAAUUAGCUGUUUUGACCUUGUCUGCACAAUAGCAGCUUCAUUUAUGAUUUGAAUUUAAUCAAACUUGCACAAAACUUGUGUCACCAUAAGAUCUCGGUUCCUUUCUUGAACCAGCCAGAUCCCAUAAUUGAAUUCAGAGUUAUGGCCCCUGAAAGGGCCAAAAUUAGCUAUUUUGACCUUGUUUGCACAAUAGCAGCUUCAUUUAUGAUUUGAUUUUAACCAAACUUGCAUAAAACUUGUAUCACCACAAGAUCUUGGUUCCUUUCUUGAACUGGCCAGAUUCCAUCAUGGGUUUGCGAGUUAUGGCCCCUUAAAGGUCCAAAAUUGGCUAUUUCGGCUUUUGCAGCCAUAUAGCCUUCAUUUAUGGUUUUAUUUGAUACAAACUUCCAAAAUAUCUGCAGCCACAAUAAAUCUUGGAUUCCAUGACAAAUCAGAUCCAUUCGUAGGUUCCAGAGUUAUUUUAUAUAUGAUUACCUCCCCUGAUUGUAAUCAAAAUGGAUUUAUAUCAGUAAGUACUUAUAGGACUUAUUUGAAAUUUUAUUAUUGUCAGUAGUUGGACUGAGCCAAUGAGGGUAGAUAACUAUGGACUGACUUUGUGUCAAAUUACCUCCCUUUAUUUCAAAUUAAAAUGGGUAUAUCUCCAUAACUAAUGAAGAUACUGAUCUGAAAUUUCAUUUAUGUCAACAGAUUUAUUUGGCAGAUCCUUCUUUUGUUAACUUACAAUCAUUUUUUUUUAAUUACUUCCCUUUUAUGUUACUAUAAAAAGCUUGGUUUUAGAACCUUUUUAUUAUUGGCCGUACGGAAAAAUCGAGACCACUUUUCUGUGGUACAACAUGGAUGGUACCUCCAAUUUUUAGGUGUAUUUUGACAUAUCUGUACCUUAUAAGAAUUUUUUUUUCCUUUUGGUUUAAUUUCUUCCCUUUGUUGUUCCUGUCCUUUGGAUAUUUUUUCGUAGGAACUUCUUGUCCUCAAGUGCAAUGAUAACAGGUGAGCGAUAUAGGGCCAUCAUGGCCCUCUUGUUCUAAUAUAGUAUAUGAUUUAGCUAACACUUCCAUCUUACCUUAUUAUAAAGCAACUAUUGCCUUUCAUCCGAUUAGUCACAAAAAGGACUUUUUACUGACAAAGAACUGAAAGUGAUAUAUGCAUAUAGUUUCUGCAACGUUUUUUCUUGGUGCAAAACCUUUUAUAAUCAUUGGUACCUUAUUUGGAACUAAGGACAAGUAGCACCUUCCAAGCUGUAUUAAUCAAUGAAUCAUACAAUCAAUCAGUGAACGGGGGAGGGGUAGAUCAAAACCAAAUAAAAAAUACUAAAACACACAUACAUUAAUAUGUUUGAGAGAGUAAAUACAACAGUAAAUACAAUGGGUAAUAAAAUAAAAAGGUAAAUAGUACAUUAAUGCACAACUUGAAUUUCACGAAGUGCUCAAGGUGAGCUUUUGUGAUCGCCCUGUGUCCGUCGUCAACAAUUUGACUGUUAACACUCUAGAGGUCACAAUUUUGGUCCAAUCUUAAUGAAACUUCGUCAGAAUGUUGCCCUCAAUAAAAUCUUGGACGAGCUUGAUAUUGGUUCAUCUGGGGUCAAAAACUAGGUCACCAGGUCAAAUCAAAGGAAAAGCUAGUUAACACUCUAGAGGUCACAUUUAUGACCAUAUCUUAAUGAAACUUGGUCAGAAUGUUAAUCUUGAUGAAUUUUAGGUCAAGUUCAAAUCUGGGUCAGAUGGGGUCAAAAACUAGGUCACUUGGUCAAAUCAAAGGAAAAGCUUGUUAACACUCUAGAGGCCACAUUUAUGACUUUAUUUUCAUAAAUCUUAGUCAGAAUGUUAAUCUUGAUGAUCUUUAGGUCAAGUUUGAAUCUAGGUCAAAUCUGGCCAAAAAGUAGGGCACCAGGUCAAAUUAAAGGAAAAACAAGUUAACACUGUAUAAGCCACAUUUAUGACCGUAUCUUAAUGAAACUUGGUCAGAAUGUUAAUGUUGAUGAUCUUUAGGUCAUGUUUAAAUCUAGGUCAGGUGGGGUCAAAAACUAGGUCACCAGGUCAAAUCAAAGAAAAAGUUUGUUAACACUCUGGAAGCCACAUUAAAGACUAUAUCUUCAUGAAACUUGGUCAGAAUGUCAACCUUGAUAAUUUUAAGGUCAAGUUUGAAUCUGGGUCAUGUGGGGUCAAAAACUAGGUCACCGGGUCAAAGGAAAAGCUAGUUAACACUCUAGAGGCCACAUUUAUGACCAUAUCUUAAUGAAACUUUGUCAGAAUGUUAAUCUUGAUGAUCUUUAGGUCAAUAGGUCAGGUGAGCGAUACAGGGCCUUCAUGGCCCUCUUGUUUACAUACUUCUCCGCAAGCUCUUCCAUUCGCUGAAGCUAAUUCCCUCACAUGCCUCAGUGAAAAAAAAAGUGGCAGUUCUUCCCAGUGAGGGGGGUCUUCUUACAUGCAAACAUUCAGGAGCAUGUGCUCCUUUAGAUAGGGAUGGUUUAUUUUGCAUCCCUCACAGAAUGUUUUUUUUGGAAACUUUGUAGUAGUUCGAUAUCUUUUCCAAUAAGCACAUACCUGCUUUUUAGCUCACCUGAGCACGAAGUGCUCAAAGGUGAGCUUUUGUGAUUGCCCUGUGUCCGUCGUCCGUCUGUCGUCGUCAACAAUUUGACUGUUAACAUUCUUGAGGUCACAAUUUUGGCCCAGUCUUAAUGAAACCUCGUCAGAAUGUUACCCUCAAUAAAAUACCUGACGAGUUCGAUAUUGGGUUCUUUGGGGUCAAAAACUAGGUCACCAGGUGCAAAGUGGUUUGCACACUGGCCUUCCAAUCCUGAGGUCGGGGGUUUGAUCCCCGGCAGCUACUUGGGAAUUUUCAGAAACGCUUUUCAGUGUUUCCCACCCAACUAGAGGUGUACUGGUCAGGAACCCAGGCAAUCCUUGCGUGUAUCAGUGCUAUACACUGGGCACGUUAAAGAACCAGGCUGUCUAUUCGCAACGAGCUAGGCUAAGUUAGCCGGACAAGCCUGUAUCUGAUUUCUGAUCUCUCUGUCGUGGGGGCUUUGUCUCACUCUGUCCCUCUGGUCAGAUCGCUCUGUGUCUGUACUAGUAGAGGAUGAAUUAUGCGCCCUUUGUGGCUGCAUUUGAACUAUGUAAAGCGCCUUUGAACGUGAAAUUGAUCAUGAAAAGGGCGCUGUAUAAAUCUGGUAUAAUAAUAAUAAUAACGAAUCAAAGGAAAAGCUUGUUCACACUCUUAAAGAUUUGGUCAGAAUGUUACCCUCAAUAAAGUCUUGGACGAGUUUGAUAUUGGGUCAUCUGGGAUCAAAAAGUAGGUCACAAGGUCAAGUCAAAGGAAAAGGUUGUUUACUCUCUAGAGGUCACAAUUUUAGCCGAAACUUUAUGAAACUUGGUUACCCUUAAAGUCUAGGACGAAUUUGAUAUUGGUUCAUCUGGAAUCAAAAACUAGGUCAGCAGGUCAGAUCAAAGGAAAAGCUUGUUAACAUUCCAGAGGUCACAAUUUUGGUCCAAUCUUAAUGAAACUUGGUCAGAAUGUUACUCUCAAUAAAAUCUUGGACGGGUUCCAUAUUAAGGUUAUCUUGGGUCAAAAACUAGGUCACCAGGUCAAAUCAAAGGAAAAACUUGUUAACAUUCUAGAAGUCACAAUUUUGACCCAAUCUUAAUGAAACUUGGUCAGAAUGUUACAUUCAAUAAAAUCGUGGACGAAAUCGAUAUUGGGUCAUUGGGGUCAAAAACUAAGUCACAAGGUCAGAUCAAAGGAAAAGCUUGUUAACACUGUAGAGGCCACAUUUAUGACUAUAUCUUAAUGAAGGUUAGUCAGAAUGUUAAUCUUGAUGAUCUUUAGGUCAGUAGGUCAGGUGAGCGGUACAGGGCCUUCAUGGCCGUCUUGUUUGAUAACCUCGGAAGCCUCUUUUACAGGUUUUCAAUUCUGUUGGCGAUUUUGUCAACAACAGACUUAAGUGCCUUCACAUAGGUGGCAUUGAUACUGACUCGGUUCUGGUUGAAAUAGUUGCCCCGUCUGAAAAAAAGAACAUACUUUCAUUUUCAAACUGAAUUAAAAAAAAAAUGUCGAAAGUUGAGUAAAAGAAUGUACGUCAGUAUUUCCCGUAAUUAAAGUUCUUUGGUCUUUUAUUCCACUUCCUCGAAACCAGCAUCACUGUUCUGCAUUGGUGUAUAUGAGUUUGAGUCAAUGGACUGGAACAGUUCCUACCCUAGAUCGUUGUAUUUCCAGAUCGAUGGAGCAGGUACGGAAAUGUCGUUUUAGUAUGACCAAGGUUGUAUAUUGCCGCCAUCAGAGAAUAUUGCCGCCAUCAGAGACAUAUGUCAUACAUGCUAGCGAGGUGACAUGUAUGACAACGAUAUAGUAUCAUGGCUGGCAUGCAAGGCACAUCCUCCUUUAUGGUGUCUGGAAUAUCUUUUCUGUUUAUAAACUGGCGGAUAUCGCUGUGCAAACUGUAACACAUGAAAACCAACAUCACUUCUUUCUGUGAUUUGUUCAGUAAUGUUUUUGAGUACCACUCUCACUUGUUCACAUCUUUGUGUCGAUGGGCUGUAAAGCAGAACUCAGAGUAUCCGUUGAUCAUGAGAUAACUUUCCGUUGUGUUUGUUUUUGAAUUAAUAAGGAAUUGGGAAUAUAACCCAUUGUUUUUCCUCAAAGUAAUUUUCCUUUGAUCGGGUCAACUACAUGUCACGCGAUGGUGCAUGUAUACAUGUUUGACCGGUUAAGGUAUUUCAUGUAUAAACUAAAUUGUACAAAAUAAUACAUGGAAGUUGGAAGGCUAGUUACCAUAGCGAUUAGGGCUAACCACUUUAGUAUAGCACUCGCCUCUUUCUAGAGAAAGGAUUAAAUCAUAUUUACUUGAUUUAAUACUUUUAACUUAAAUUGCGGAGAACAAUAAAAAUCAGAUCAAAAAUUUAAAUGCUAAAACAAUAACAACAAAAAUAAACAAACAGUAAACAUAAAAGAAUUUUCCUUAAGUCAUGAACACAUGUUGGUCUAAGGAAAUCUUAACACUCAGUGCGCAUAUUGCAAUUAAAGCGGAAAGAGAAUAUUUAACAGUACUUUUCGACAAAGUUUUGCCGGGGGUUGAUUAUCAAGAUUGAAAUAUGCUUAAAUAUCUAUGCUAAUAAAUAAUACUGUUAAGCUUACAAAAAAUGAGAGUAUUUGAAUAAAAGUACAAUCCGCG